Molecule: messenger RNA, 936 nt
Organism: Spodoptera littoralis (African cotton leafworm)
Lineage: Eukaryota; Metazoa; Arthropoda; Insecta; Lepidoptera; Noctuidae
Source: the annotation of a GenBank genome assembly
AUGAGUGUAGAGGAUACUGGCACGAACGUCAUACAUGGGUGGGGUUGCACUCCCACUGGUGACCAUCCACAAGCAACUGCCACUUCUGAGAACAACUCCUCAAAAGGAUGCCUGCCCUCAACUUUCACGAAGGGCUGGAGAAGAACCACCUUGUACAGCAUUCUGAUCUUCUUGAUGCUACUUAUAUUCCUUAAUAUUGGUCUCACGUUGUGGAUUAUCGGUGCUUUAAAGCUGACAAUGAAUGGUGUUGGCCCCAUAAGAAUAGUAAGAGGUGGGAUUCAUGUAGAUGGUCAGACAUGGGUGCUAGACAAUUUGGUGGCAUCGACCAUCACCUCACAAACGGGGCAACCCAUCUCUAUCCACUCACAUCGUAACUUUACCGUGCUGGUUGCUGAGCCGGACCAACCGAAUUAUUCGAAGCUGUUCAUCAAGCGUGAUAACCUUGAGUUCAGCGGUCGCGCAUUGCAUGUGAACGAUGCACGAGGCAGUCCCGUGUUCUCUGCGUCGCGGGAUGAAGUGAGGAUAUUCUCUGAUUCGCUAGCUGUUGAUGGACCUGGCGGGGUCAAUAUUAAGACUGCUGUCCAAGUGCCUGUAGUACGAGCACCACCGGCCUUUGACUUACAUCUGGAAUCCCUGACAAGACGAUUAGACUUAAGGGCACCAGAGAAUAUAUUCAUUGAUAGCAGAGCUGGAAAUAUACAAAUAACUUCACAUGGGAACAUCAAAUUAGAUUCUGUCGUCGGUAACAUAAAACUUAAUGCUCAAAAUAUAGUGAUCAAUAAUUUAAAAGAAGCAAUUAGGACUGAAAAGCCUAAUAAAAAUAUAAGAGGCAUGAAAGUAUACCAGUUGUGUGCGUGUGCAACGGGGAAACUAUUCCUGGCAGCUCCGGACGCGCCAUGCAUCGCGCGCGAUGACGACACCGAACUCUGCCGAUGA